This is a messenger RNA of Ilyonectria robusta, 1294 nucleotides long. RefSeq lists its product as uncharacterized. The coding region runs from base 351 to 1115 and encodes 254 amino acids. The transcript has a single exon. The record is from RefSeq and is a predicted model, not a curated record. Lineage: Eukaryota; Fungi; Ascomycota; Sordariomycetes; Hypocreales; Nectriaceae.
UUCAAUGCCUGAGAUGCUAGGCACAGAGCGACAACGGUGAACGCCCCUGCGACACACGGUCUGUCGCACAUAGCUAGGUAGCUACCUAGGUAGGGAGUCAUCAUCACUCAUCACGUAGUUCAUUGGGUGAUAGCAUCGCACCUGUGAUUCCUACUAGUGAUUCCUACUAGUGACUCAUCCGGCGACUACCCCUCUCAGCUUUACGUGCCCUUUGUUUCCUAAGGCCUCCCCGCAAUAUUCCUUCUCACGCACUCCUUCGGCAGACUCUUCGAGCAGAGCACCAAGGUGUCUAAGUCCGCACACAAACCCCAAAGUCGCCAUCUCCGCUGCUUCUACUUUGCGCAGUCGCUAUGGCUCACGAGCCAGGAACUGUUGGUGGACAUGAACGAGCGUCUGCAACUCGGCCGGCACCGUUGGCAAUCUUCCCACACGAGCCUUUACACCCUGGAGUUGUGUCAUCCAUCGAAAAAGAUCGAUCCGGCGGGUUUUACGGUCCUUUCAACAGCCACCUGCUUGCCACCCAGGCCGCCACUUUCAUCAGCUCAAAUUCGGACGCGAACGAAGAGCUUCUGGCACCAGUUUUACACAGAUUCUUAGCUCUAGCCUGGAAGGAUUGCACAGCUGGUGCCUCGAUCUCGAACUCCAUGGUUCAAGAAGCACACUCCUGCUGGCUGUGCAUCCGUAUGACGCUACCGACAGACGUAUGGGCUGUGCCGCGAUGGCAUACAGACGGUCCUAUGUUUGACUGCACUUGCUCUGAGCCCAAGAUUCCCCAUUCUAAAUACGCCUUUACGAUUCUCGGCCCAUCCACUAGGGUUAUGGCAACAAACCCGGCCGUCCACGCAGUGUUGGAGACGCUAUCAGAGACUGGGCAGCCUUGGGACCAGAAUGACCCUGACCCCGGCCUUGCGAAGAAACUCGCAGAGUAUUCGGAGGCCGCAGUCGAACUCGGGCAGGUUAUUCGGUUCAGCUGGGGCCAACGUGACUCACCUGUGCAUUCCGAGCCAGAUUCAACUGGCCUGCAUCGUGUUUUCAUAAGUCUUCUUUUUGGAAGUGAAAAGGAGAUACGGAAUAUGUGCGAGAUGAGAGACGAGGAGUAUAGCUCUUGGAAUUAAAUUGCUACAGGCAUAGAGAAAAUAGCUGGCAAUGUAGAAUUAAUAUCAGAGGUGAAUCUUUAAAUAAGGAACUGAAAUAGCUAGAUUUCAGGGAACCAAUAUCUAGCUAUACAUAACUAUUACAAUUAAUUUCUACUAAAUGCUUAGUCAGCAAUUCAGUACUAUUAAAUACUAUCGAG